AUGGUUAAGUUACAACGCAUUCAACGUCCAAAAACUCAACGUGGUAAACGAGCUUUAAAAGAACGUGAGCCAAAAUUAAUUGAAAAUGCUCGUUCAUCAUUAUGCAUACGUGGAAAUAAAACAAAUAAUAUUAUGAAAAUAUUAUUAAAAGAUAUUCAUUUACUUAAAUCACCGUAUUCAAAAAUGUAUCAAAAAAAGAAUCCUGAUAUUUUUCCAUUUGAAAAUACCAGUAAAUUAGAAUGGUAUUGUCAAAAAUCGGAUUGUUCACUAUUAGCCUAUGUAACACACAGUAAGAAGCGGCCAAACAAUCUUGUUCUAGCACGUUUACACAAUCAUAUUGUUAUGGAUAUGUUUGAAUUUGAAUUAAAUAGUCAAACAUUUCGUUCGUUAGAUGAUUUUAAAUGUGUUAAAUUCGCUCCAGGAAAUAAACCAUGUUUAAUAUUUCAUGGAGAAUUAUUUGAUAGCGAAGCAGAAUAUAAACGAUUAAAAUGUUUCUUUACUGAUUUUUUUCGUGGUGAAACAAAUAUGAAAGAAAUUGAUCUUAAUGGACUUGAACAUGUUAUCACAUUUACACUUGAUAUACAGACGAAAUUAUUGACAAUACGUGUUUUUCAUAUUGAAUUGAAAAAAUCCGGUCAUCGUAUACCAAGAAUUGAAUUAAAUGAAAUAGGGCCACAUUUGGAUUUAACUAUUCGUCGAACCAAAUUAGCAUCGGAUGAUUUCUAUAAGAAAACACUUAAACGACCAGAUGCUAUUAAAGCCAAGAAAGUUAAAAAUGUGUCAACAAAUGAAUUGGGUACAAAAAUGGGUCGUAUUCAUAUGGAAAAACAAGAUUUUAAUCAAUUACAAACAAGAAAAAUGAAAGGAUUAAAACGUAACUUACCAACUGAUGAUGAUCAAACUCAAGAAAAACGAAAGAAAAUUGAUCAAACUAAUAAAGAAUAA
Rotaria socialis is the source of this 945-nucleotide messenger RNA. The record is from the annotation of a GenBank genome assembly. NCBI's taxonomy places the organism in Eukaryota, Metazoa, Rotifera, Eurotatoria, Philodinida, Philodinidae.